Caenorhabditis angaria is the source of this 695-nucleotide messenger RNA. Lineage: Eukaryota; Metazoa; Nematoda; Chromadorea; Rhabditida; Rhabditidae. The record is from the annotation of a GenBank genome assembly.
AUGUCGAAGACAGCCGAAGAGAACGAAACGCUCGCCAAAUUCUUUUCGGGCAAAAAGUCGUUGACUCCCGAAGUUUUGGCGACACUCGAUGUUGGUCUCGAUAAAAUCAUUGAUCAUCUUCAUAAGAAUAAUUUGGCGAUUGAUGAGGAGACGAAACGAAUUAUUAAACAUCGCGAUAAAUUGAAGGCGGCGAUGAUGAAGGAGUUUUUGGUGUCUCCACAGUAUUUGCCGAAGAGUUGGACAGCUAAAUUUAAUCGUAAGUUUUGCAAACGUGCAAAAUUUCCUUGCUAGAAAGAUAAUUUUCAGAAUGGAAAAGUGAGGCUGAAAAUCAGAAAAAUGGUGUAAACUGGUUCCGAAUUCUAUUCGCCUAUCCAAAACAUAAAUCAUUUGAUGAUGGACCAGAAGACAUAUUUGGAAAUUUUAAUAAAAGAGAUCGAGGGCUUUUGAUUGGCCUUAUUCUUGGACCUGGAGAUGUCAAAUCAUUUGAGGAAACUAAACGGGAAGACGAUUGUCAGGGAAUGUUCCUUGAUACAAAAUUGAUUGAGCACGCUGGAAAUGAGCCGGAUUUGACGAGUGCAACGAAGACUUAUGUGAAUUUGGAGAAAAUGGAGAAGCAAGCGUCGGAGCCGAAAAUAUCGGCGAAUUUGAAUAAUAAUAAGGAGAAAGCGGAGAAUGAGAAGAAAAAGAGGAUAUGA